Messenger RNA from Carya illinoinensis, 941 nucleotides. Its product is annotated as two-component response regulator ORR9-like. The transcript is spliced from 5 exons. NCBI's taxonomy places the organism in Eukaryota, Viridiplantae, Streptophyta, Magnoliopsida, Fagales, Juglandaceae. Bases 211 to 870 code for a protein of 219 amino acids. Gene Ontology annotation, biological process: phosphorelay signal transduction system; cytokinin-activated signaling pathway. The record is from RefSeq and is a predicted model, not a curated record.
AACGCGCACAGACAACAUUCACCAUCAAUAUCUAUCUUGCAAACAACUCUUGCUUCUUAACCUUCCCUACUUAAUAAAAUGUGAAGGGAGAAAAACACACACACACACACAGACACUUCUCUUUCCCUUGGAUCUCACCUCACAAGAAAUAACCAUAACUGGGUUGAUUCUGAAGAGUUUGAUCAUCAAGGUUUCAUUCAUCUAAAAAAAAUGGAGUUACAUACAGAUUUGGCAGACACCCAACAAAAGCAAAAACAGCAUUUCCAUGUGCUAGCAGUAGAUGAUAGUCUCAUUGAGAGGAAGCUCUUGGAGAGACUCCUCACAGAAUCUUCAUGCAAAGUGACUUGUGUGGAUUCUGGGGACAAAGCUCUUGAAUAUCUGAGCCUGCUUGAUAGCCAAGAGAUUGAGUAUUCAACGGAUUUAUCCUCUUCUCCCCCAUCAGCACAACAAGAGGCUGGGUACAUGAAAGUAAACUUGAUCAUGACGGACUACUCAAUGCCCGGGAUGAGCGGCUAUGAUUUACUAAAGAGAGUAAAGAUGCAGGGAUCUUCGUGGAAAGACAUACCAGUAGUGGUCAUGUCGUCAGAGAAUGUGCCCUCCCGAAUAAACAUGUGCAUGGAAGAGGGGGCAGAGGAAUUCCUACUGAAGCCUCUUCAGUUAUCAGACCUGAAGAAGCUUCAGCCUCACCUUCUGAAAUCUCUGGUUCAUCCUACUGAAGACAUAUCUACUUCCAACGACCAUGGCAGUGACAAUAACAUGAUCCACGACAUCGCGUUGAACGACAGCGACAACCUUGUGAGUGAAAGGAAAGUUAUGUCUCCGGAGCCAUUAGAGAGAAGACCUAAAAUAAAUGGAUUACUUGUCGUAUAACUAGCGUUUAGAUAUAUUUCUGUACAUAUGUUAUAAGAUUAAGGAAUUUAUUUCGUAAGGUUUUGUGGCAA